UCUGGUCAUUCACGACGGUCACCGCCUCAUGCGCGGCACCGAGUCCCCUCCAACCCGGUGCAGACCGAUCUUCGGCAACAUAUAGAACGAAAUCGGGCUCGUCACGAGUCAUCCGAACUUGAAACAUUGCGACGAAGAAUUGCCGAAUUGGAAAGUCGGCAACGAGCACCCGAAGAACCCCCUCAGCGGGCCUCAACCUCAGCGCAAGUAUAUCUGGAAGCCGACUCCCCUCUCACGCCGGAGCUUACGUCGGAACCAGUACCUGGGAAAGUUAAAGUCCCUCAAAUUUGGCUAUAUGAUGGAACUUCGGACCCUGAUUCGCACCUCGGUCAUUAUACUUCGUGGAUGGAUCUGCAUGGGGCCUCGGACGCACUCCGGUGUCGUAUGUUUUCUCUCACAUUGGGACCUCGGGCCCAAAAAUGGUACCAUUCUCUUCCUCCUCACUCUAUUUGGAAGUGGCAACAAUUGAGGUCGGCGUUCCGAUCACAUUUCAUCGGGGCCCAAGUCUGCCUAAUUCCAAAAGAAUCUCUUGCAAAUGUAACCCAAAAAGAUGAUGAAAGUGUCAAGGACUAUAUCGCCCGAUUUAACGACCGAGUCCGGAAUAUGGAGCCUUGUCAUCCCGAAACCCUGCUUGUCAUGGCUAUUGCCGGGUUGAAACCGAACUCGAUUUUCCGCUGGACGUUGUGCCAAAAUAAGCCAAACACCUUUCAAGAAUUUUUCGCUCGGGCUCA
This is a messenger RNA of Striga hermonthica, 731 nucleotides long. Lineage: Eukaryota; Viridiplantae; Streptophyta; Magnoliopsida; Lamiales; Orobanchaceae. The record is from the annotation of a GenBank genome assembly.